Messenger RNA from Ostertagia ostertagi, 1173 nucleotides. The record is from the annotation of a GenBank genome assembly. NCBI's taxonomy places the organism in Eukaryota, Metazoa, Nematoda, Chromadorea, Rhabditida, Trichostrongylidae.
GCGAAUAAAAGUGCUCACAUACUCCUGCUUCCUCGAUGCCGGUCUAUCAGGUACAACCGUAAAUUGUGCCGUGACCUUUUUUCCAAAGUUGGAGCCGAGGAGCGACGUUCGUCAUCGGUGGGCAGAUUCCAGCCCAACACUGAUCGUGCACAGAUGAAAAUUGUCGGCUCUCCUGCCGUUUGCAAUCGCCUGUUCAGCUCUCCCAUUCGCAAAUCAAAAGACCAACAUGAACAUUUCUCCGAAAACGUGGCGAAGCCUCUUUGCCCUGACAGCUUCCAAGAGGUGUUGCCUCACAUCGACACUUUCAUCUUUGACGCCGAUGGGGUUCUGUGGUUAGGGGACGAAGUGAUCCCUGGCUCACCAGAACUAAUCGACUUUCUAAUUAAAAACAAUAAAAGGGUGAUUGUUCUCACAAACAACGCCACCAAAUCGCGGGCCGUUUAUGCAGCUAAACUCGCAAGCCUCGGGUUCAAUCGCCAGCUUGACAAGAACUUCCUUGUGAAUCCAGCCGCAGUCAUCGCUGACGCUUUGUACAGAGCGGGCAUCGCUGGCUACAAGAAGGUCUAUCUGAUCGGAGCUAAAGGAGUGCGUGACGAAAUGGAUGCUCUCGGUAUUGAGUAUUUCGGCCAUGGUCCUGAACCUGUGGACACUGCUGAUGGGAGCACCUUCAUGUAUGACAUCGAUCUGGAAGUAGAACCCUCCAAAGUCGGAGCAGUGGUUAUUGGUUAUGAGAGGCAUUUCAACUACCACAAGCUAAUGAAGGCCACAAACUACCUCAAGCAGCGACACUGCCUCUUCCUGGCCACAAACGAAGACGAAACCUGUCCAGGGUCCAACCCGGACGUUGUAAUUCCCGAUGCAGGACCUAUUGUAGCGGCGGUGCGAUGUGCAUCUGGCAGGGAACCGAUCACAGUCGGAAAGCCGAACAGUCCAUCACUCGACUACAUACGAAGGCGAUGGAACAUCGAACCUGAACGUACCAUGAUGGUUGGCGACAGAACGAAUACUGACGUGAAGUUUGGUCGUGAUCAUGGCAUGAAGACGCUAAUGGUACUGUCCGGUUGCCAUCAGCUCGAAGACAUCAUGGACAAUCACAAGAACGACUUGCAUGACAUGGUUCCGGACUACUUUGCGACCUGCCUAGGAGCUCUGUUAUCUCGAGGGCAAACUUAG